UCUCUCCAUCUUCUUCCCAAAUCGCGAAACCCUAAUUUCUCUCUGCAGAGGCUUUCUUCAGAUCGCUGCUCUAGACCCGAUGUCUUCCGUAUCAAGCCAGCAACAGUUCCGUUACACGCAGACUCCUUCAAAGGUUCUUCAUUUGAGAAACUUACCGUGGGAAUGCACGGAAGAGGAGUUGAUCGAGCUCGGGAAGCCCUUUGGCACUGUUGUGAAUACAAAGUGUAAUGUUGGAGCUAAUAAAAAUCAAGCUUUCAUUGAGUUCGAAGAUUUGAACCAAGCUAUUCAGAUGAUCUCGUUCUACGCGUCUUCGUCAGAGCCUGCUCAGGUUCGAGGCAAAACUGUGUACCUACAGUACUCCAACAGGCAGGAGAUCGUGAACAACAAGACGGCGGCGGAUGUUGUGGGGAAUGUUCUUCUCGUUACAGUGGAAGGGGAGGAUGCUCGCAUGGUCAGCAUUGAUGUUUUGCAUCUGGUAUUCUCAGCCUUUGGUUUCGUCCACAAGAUUACUACUUUCGAGAAAACAGCUGGAUAUCAGGCACUUGUUCAAUUUACUGACGCUGAAACUGCAACCUCUGCAAGAACUUCCCUCGAUGGAAGAAACAUCCCUAGUUAUCUACUCCCUGAGGAAGUCAGCCCAUGCUCUCUUAAAAUCACAUAUUCAGCUCAUACAGAUUUGACUGUCAAAUUCCAGAGCCAUCGGAGCAGGGACUAUACUAAUCCUUACCUUCCUGUUGCUCCUUCAGCCAUUGAUAGUACUGGUCAGGUGGUUGUGGGUGUAGACGGGAGGAAGAUGGAGCCUGAAAGUAAUGUUCUUCUUGCAUCCAUCGAGAACAUGCAGUAUGCAGUAACCUUGGAUGUUCUACACACAGUUUUUGUGGCAUUUGGAGCAGUUCAAAAGAUUGCAAUGUUUGACAAGAAUGGUGGGGUACAGGCAUUGAUUCAAUACCCAGAUGUUCAAACAGCUGUGGUGGCGAAAGGAGCAUUGGAAGGACACUGUAUUUAUGAGGGUGGGUUCUGUAAGCUACACAUCACAUACUCACGCCACACCGACCUCAGCAUAAAGGUGAACAACGAUAGAAGCAGAGACUACACAAUGCCUGACCCGGCUGUUGCGAUGGCUCCACAGCCCGGGCAUAAUCCAUACCCGAGUAAUUCACCGCAGUACCAGGGAGCAGAUGCGAGCCAUUACCAGCAGCAGCAGCCACAAGGGGGAUGGGGGCAGCAAUCAGGAGGGCAAGGUCACAAUCCCUACAUGGGAGGACCACCGUCGAUGCAUCAAGGUGGUCCGGGUGGUUAUAUGCCGCCACACCAUUACGGUAGUGGCCCUUCUGGUCCAAUGCAUUAGAAUGAAAAAAGUAAACGAGUCCUUUUUAUAAGUCGAAAGACAGAAGGUGUUUAAUCCCUCUCUUUUACACAUUCCUCUGUUUUCUUAGUUUUGUUGUUGUUCUGUUUAUGGAACACGACUUGUACUUCUGUCCAAAAAGAUCACUAUCAUAAGAUUCAUAACCAUUCGGUUUUAUCAACAAUUUGUCUUCUCAGAAAUGUGAUCACUUAAUCUUUGUCUC
Raphanus sativus (radish) is the source of this 1568-nucleotide messenger RNA. RefSeq names its product polypyrimidine tract-binding protein homolog 2. The record is from RefSeq and is a predicted model, not a curated record. Bases 80 to 1348 code for a protein of 422 amino acids. The transcript has 11 exons. Gene Ontology annotation, molecular function: mRNA binding. Gene Ontology annotation, biological process: regulation of RNA splicing. Gene Ontology annotation, cellular component: nucleus. NCBI's taxonomy places the organism in Eukaryota, Viridiplantae, Streptophyta, Magnoliopsida, Brassicales, Brassicaceae.